This is a messenger RNA of Gongylonema pulchrum, 318 nucleotides long. The record is from the annotation of a GenBank genome assembly. NCBI's taxonomy places the organism in Eukaryota, Metazoa, Nematoda, Chromadorea, Rhabditida, Gongylonematidae.
UGGCUGAGCUUGCAUCCAAAGUAUCGGACCGUCUUCUGUCAGACCAUCGAUCAGCUGUUCUAUGGAAGAGGCCCGUUGGCUAUAUGUGAAAGACACUAUAUCGCGCUAAUGGCUGCGAGUAGACAUCGGUGUCAUUUUCUGAUGGAUUUGCAUACGCGUGAGUUCGAGCGUACUGGUGGAAAACGGGAAUGGUUGAAGGGUUUGGUGAAUGCUCCAAAAAAAAUCCAGAAUCUCGAUGCACUGAGCACUGUUCUUGCUCAUCAGCCAUGGUCAACCACCGUUGAUCAUUUGACGGCUGAUCGGCCACCAAUGGAAUAA